AUGGGCAAUAGAGAUCUGGAGAGAGGGGCGGCGGCCCAAAAGACCAGAAAUCAGAGCUACUAUGCCGGGGGAGGGUAUGAUAUGGAGUAUUCGGACAGCCAGUGGACUUCUUGGCUUGUGCCCAUGAUUGUUGUGGCUAACGUGGCCAUGUUUGUGGUGGUCAUGUUUGUCAACAACUGUCCCAGGAAUCAUGAUGGGUUUCAAGGUUCUUGUGUGGCUAGGUUUCUUGGGAGACUGGACAAAUUGGGAGCUCUUGAAUGGAACAAGAUAGUGCAUGGUAAUCAAGCAUGGAGGCUCAUAACUUGCAUCUGGCUUCAUGCUGGUGUUAUUCAUCUGCUUGCAAACAUGCUCAGCUUGGUUUUCAUUGGAAUUCGUCUCGAGCAGCAAUUUGGAUUUCUACGAGUAGGGGCGAUAUACUUACUGUCAGGAAUCGGUGGAAGCAUAUUGUCUUGUUUAUUCAUUCAGAGGAAUACAUCAGUUGGAGCUUCUGGUGCUCUGUUUGGACUUCUUGGGGCAAUGUUGUCUGAGUUGCUUACCAACUGGACAAUUUAUACUAACAAGAUUGCAGCUUUGUUCACCCUGCUGGUCAUCAUCGCAAUCAACUUGGCGGUUGGAAUUCUUCCACACGUGGACAAUUUUGCUCAUAUUGGAGGUUUUUUGACUGGUUUUCUCCUCGGCUUUGUAUUGCUCGUUCGGCCUCAGUUUGGUUGGUUGGAAGCCAGACACCUGCAAACAAAUGCUCGUUUGACGUCAAAGUACUCAAUUUGCCAAUACGUUUUCUUGAUUGCUGCUGCCAUUUUAGUGGUCAUUGGGUUCACGGUUGGACUCGUCAUGCUGUUCAGGGGAGAAAAUGCGAACGAUAGGUGCAGCUGGUGCCAUUAUCUAAGCUGUGUGCCUACAUCAAGAUGGAGCUGUAACAAUUGA
Molecule: messenger RNA, 924 nt
Organism: Striga hermonthica
Lineage: Eukaryota; Viridiplantae; Streptophyta; Magnoliopsida; Lamiales; Orobanchaceae
Source: the annotation of a GenBank genome assembly